GGCAGCAUGCUCGGGCUCAGGUCACAUUCAGUGACGAUGUCUGGAUAGCAAGUCAAUAACAAAAUCUAACAAAUCAUCUGGACACAAGAUGGGGAACAUUCAACUUAGUCUUUUCAUGAUGCUGUAACAUGUCACACUUGACGUGUUACUGAUCAUCUCUUCACAGCACAUUUGGCUGAAUGUUAUGUAAUGCAGUGCUUUUGCAGUGUUUUGGAUCGAACAGUUCAUCGUCACAGAUGUCACAGAUUCUGCAACGGCACAAAAGAAACUGGAUCAUAGAUUCCUUUUUUAUCAAUGAAAGCUAUAAUGGACCUUUUCCGUAUUCACUGGGCAGGAUUCACAUUGAGAAGAACUUCAUCUUAUUCCAGAUAGAGGGACAAGGUGUCAAUGAUGAACCAAAGGGUAUAGUACGAAUCAACGAAUACACAGGAGAGCUCACUGUCUACGGCCCUGUGGACCAUGAGAAAUUUAAGAGUCUAAAGCUAAAGUUUCUGGCCAGGAAUAAAGCCAGUGGCUUAGUAGACACGCGGUUGAGCAUUGAAAUUACAAUUAUAGAUGAAAACGACAACGCUCCAAAAUUUGACAUGGAAAUUUACCAGAUCACCAUAGAGGAGUCAACCACACAAGGCACUGAUGUGAUCACCAUCAAGGCAACAGAUGAAGACGACAGUGAAAGAAAUCACAAGUUUGAUUUACGAAUCGUCUCCAUCACUCCUAAACCCCAAGACCUGGAGUUCUACCUAACCCAGGCCCCUGGAAGUCAGUUUGGAAGGAUUUCAUUUAAAGGCUGCCUGGACCACGAGACAGCAGAGAAAUACACCAUCAUAGUAGAGGCCAAAGACCGUGGACUAAUACAGCUCUCCAGCUCCUGCACAGUCAUAAUCAACAUCAAAGAUGGAAACAACCACCUUCCCCUGAUCACAAAACAAACUGGCCCAGCGACUGUCAAAGAGGGACAAGAAAACGUUCUGGUUAAACGCCUGCAAGUCACAGACGGCGACACAAAAGGUACGGAAGCCUGGAGGGCCAGGUUUCAGAUCCAAGGAGACGCAAACGAUGACUUUAACAUCACUACAGAUGCCGACACGAACGAGGGACUGCUCUAUGUAAAAAAGCAACUGAACUUUGAACUUGGUCGUGUAAGGAACGUCUCGGUGGCCGUGGAGAAUGAGAUCCCCUUCCACUCCUGCAAAGUGGAGAGUCGCAACGCCAUUGGUCUGUGGGGAGUGUCAAUCACCAGCAGCUCGACCGGCGCGUCGGGGGGGCGGGUCCGUCCCGCCACCUCCACCGUGACGGUGACUGUGGAGGAUGUAAACGAGCCUCCGGUCUUCGAUCAACCGAACAAAGUUGUUCAUGUCCUGGAGAACGCUCAUCCAGGGCAGUUUCUGUGGAAAUUCACGGCCACCGACCCCGAUGUUGCGAGUGUAAACACAGUUGUGUACCGAAAGGGACGCGAUCCAGCCGGUCUCGUGAAGGUGGACCGUGCUACGGGAAACAUCACCCUGGUGAAGGCCAUAGACCGAGAAUCCCGCUAUGUGAAAGACAACAUGUACGUGGCCUCGGUGUGCGCCGUUGACAACGGGAAGCCCCCCAUGACCAGCACCGCGACCCUCAGCGUGUACGUGGCGGACGAGAACGACAACGCUCCGUUCCUGAACGCAAGCGUCGUUGACAUGUGUCGGUCCGAUGGCGCCUCCCGGGCCACGGUCACAGCUGUGGACCUGGACGGGGAGCCCUACGGCGGCCCUUUCACCUUCAGGCUCCUCGGUGACGUCGAGGGGAAGUGGAAGUUGGACCCAGAGCAAGGGUAUUCGGUCCGCCUGGUGAAGGAGAACGCGGUUUAUUCUGGGCGCUUUGAGCUGUCGCUGGAAGUGUCCGAUCUCCAGGGUAAAGCAGCUGUUCACAGGCUGGCGGUGACGGUGUGCAGCUGCUUAGACGCCGCACAGCCCAACUGUCGCGUGCGCAAACCUAGAGGCUCCGCGGCGGGACACGCAGCGGCGGGGACUAUUAUACUGAGCAUAAUACUGUUUGCAGGCUUAUUACUUUUGGCUUUCAUGGUGUCAUGUAAGAAGAAAAGUGUGAAAUUCGACAUUGAGGAUUCAGCACAACAUCUGAUAAAAUUUAACACUGAGCAGCUGGGGACUGACUGCGAAGUAAAUGUUGUUGUGAGCGACACAUACAGAGAAAAUGCACAAUCAAUCCAAACAGCAGCUCAAGUAAUAAUGAAGCAACCGCAGCCUCCAUAUUCAUCUACUGAUAGAGAAAUGUGCGGCGUGGCCCAACAUGACGUCACAAACACCGGCAACUUUGUGCGACAGUGGGUUUCUGGCUCAGAAACGAAUGUAUCGUUUAUUCGCAGACAUCCUUCCCGCUGGUCCAUGGGUGCAUCACCAGCCUCCGGAGCCAGAACGAGGCUUGAGCGCAGACCUUCUGCGCGCGAGAAUAUGGUGGGACACAAGAAAUACUCGCAUCCCGCUAAAUAUAAAGACAUAACGGCACUCAGACACCAAGCGUGUCUCCGAAUCAAUAAGAAGUUGAACUUGCUCCAGGCAGCAGAAGCGCAGCGGGGUGAUUAUGCUCCACGUGUUUAUGCUGAGGAGGGAGAUGCGGGGACCAGUGAUGAGCUUGACGCCAUCUCCAAUCCAGACAGUUCCUUUAACUUGGACUUCAACGAGGACUCUGACGUCAUGUUCCACAAGCUGGCUUCAAUGUGCAUGCCCAGCCAGACCACUGCAUCCAGUGAUAGCCCCCCCCCAACUGCAACCUCAGCAACCAUCCCAGUAAAAGGCCAUAAAACCUGACGUCACACCCCAUCACAUCUGCAACGUCAUCAGUCUUAAAUCUAAAAUGUUGUUAUAAAAAAUAAAAUAUUGUUCACUUUC
This is a messenger RNA of Betta splendens (Siamese fighting fish), 2882 nucleotides long. RefSeq names its product cadherin-like protein 26. Gene Ontology annotation, cellular component: catenin complex; plasma membrane; adherens junction. Gene Ontology annotation, molecular function: cadherin binding; calcium ion binding. Lineage: Eukaryota; Metazoa; Chordata; Actinopteri; Anabantiformes; Osphronemidae. Gene Ontology annotation, biological process: multicellular organism development; adherens junction organization; calcium-dependent cell-cell adhesion. The transcript has 18 exons. The coding region runs from base 180 to 2801 and encodes 873 amino acids. The record is from RefSeq and is a predicted model, not a curated record.